AACAUCUCUCUCUCUCAAAUGACCGUUGCUCACUCUUUCUUAUUCUGUCUAUUUUUACUAGAAGCCAAGAUGACUGUGAGUGUGGCUCAAACCAAGAAGCUCAUGAAGCUUGUUCUAUCUCUUUUCCGCAGAGGCUUCAACUCCUCCAAAUGCAAAACGGCAGCGAAGAUGGCCGUCGCCAGGAUUAAGUUGUUGAGGAACAAGAGAGAGGCGGUGGUUAAACAAAUGAGACGUGACAUUGCUUUGCUUCUGCAGUCUAAACAAGAUGCCACUGCUCGUAUCCGGGUUGAACAUGUUAUACGAGAACAGAAUGUUCUGGCUGCAAAUGAGUUCAUUGAGCUCUUCUGUGAGUUAAUUGUGGCCAGGCUGACCAUCAUCGCCAAGCAAAGGGAGUGCCCUGCAGACCUAAAAGAAGGGAUCGCUAGUGUGAUAUUUGCCUCUCCUAGGUGCUCAGAAAUUCCAGAACUAAUGGCAAUGAGGAAGAUUUUUGAGAAGAAAUAUGGGAAAGAAUUUGUCUCUGCAGCAACUGAUCUGCGGCCGAAUUCCGGUGUAAAUAGAAUGUUGAUUGAGAAACUCUCUGUCAGAACCCCUCCUGGAGAAGUGAAGUUAAAAGUGAUGAAAGAAAUAGCAAAAGAGUAUCGGAUUGACUGGGAUACAACUGAAUCCGAAACAGAGCUUCUCAAGCCUCCAGAAGAGCGUAUAGAAGGACCAGAUGUUUUUGUUAGCCCUACCAGCUUACCUGUGAAACAUACGCCAGUUCAGCCUGUCAAACCAAAUAAUUCAGCUAUCAGAUCAGCAAGUAAUGGAAAUAGGAGCACUCUGCAUUUUGAAGAUACAACAUCAGCUGCUGAAGCAGCUGCAGAAUCAGCGAAGCAAGCAAUCGCAGCUGCACAAGCUGCUGCCUAUCUUGCAAGCACAGGCUCCAGACAAGUCACUCAGUCAUCUGGUUUUAAUGAAAUUCCAAAUGCUUUAAGCAACAAAUCUGGAUCUAUAACUCUUUUUGGAAAUUCAGCUGGCCUAUUCAUGUCAUGCGAUCCCCCAAUGAACUCCGAAAUUAUAGAUCAACAAUGUGAAUCACAGAAGUUUGAUAGGUCUCAUUAUCUUAGCCAUGAGGAGAGAAAGCCUGACCAUAGUGAAGGUGGAGACGGCUAUGGGAGGCACAGGUACAAGGCCCCUUAUGCACAUUCAGAUAUAGAGUUUGAUGAAUCUGAUUGUGAUGAGGAAAUUGAAAUGGAAGAACCUCCUGCCAGCAUUUAUCAACCACCUGAGCGACCUCCACCACCAGUACCUUCAACUGUUGACAAACAGGAUUUCAUUCAUCAUGUUCAUCCUAAAUUGCCAGAUUAUAAUGAUCUUGCUGCUCGCUUUGAAUCUCUCAAGUAUCGUAAAUCGUAAGCAUAAUGUUAAAUGCCUAGAGUAUCAAUUUUGUCUGGGUUCUGUAAUCCAUACAUAUCAUCCAGUAUACAAUAUAGAAUUUAUAUAAUGCAUAGUGUAUUGUUCUUGAAGGAAAUCUAUAUAUCUGUUAUAUCAAUGUGAUAUCAUUCUUUACUGAA
Mangifera indica (mango) is the source of this 1553-nucleotide messenger RNA. RefSeq lists its product as uncharacterized. The transcript has 7 exons. The record is from RefSeq and is a predicted model, not a curated record. NCBI's taxonomy places the organism in Eukaryota, Viridiplantae, Streptophyta, Magnoliopsida, Sapindales, Anacardiaceae. Gene Ontology annotation, biological process: protein transport. The coding region runs from base 19 to 1395 and encodes 458 amino acids.